This is a messenger RNA of Lentinula edodes (shiitake mushroom), 1830 nucleotides long. RefSeq lists its product as uncharacterized. NCBI's taxonomy places the organism in Eukaryota, Fungi, Basidiomycota, Agaricomycetes, Agaricales, Omphalotaceae. The transcript has 9 exons. Gene Ontology annotation, biological process: mitochondrial respiratory chain complex III assembly. The record is from RefSeq and is a predicted model, not a curated record. The coding region runs from base 1 to 1830 and encodes 609 amino acids. Gene Ontology annotation, cellular component: mitochondrion.
AUGCGUUUCUUGACUGUCGCCUGCCUGAGCAUAGCUACUCUUGUCCAAGCUCAGAAUCAAACAAUUCAGGUGCAAGUGGGUGGUACAGAAAAUGAGAGUGGCGGAAUAUUCCAGUUCAACCCCUCCAGCUUCAAUGCGACCAAUGGAAGUGUCAUCACCUUCGAGUUUUCUGGAAACCCUGGAAACCAUAGCAUCACUCAAAGUGCUCUAUCCAAUCCUUGUCAACCACUGUCCGGCGGCUUCGAUUCUGGCUGGGUGCUCAUACCUACUGGCGGCGUCUCUCCUAGCCCCUUGUGGAACCUGACCGUCACGGAUGAUUCGCAUCCCAUUUAUUUCUUCUGUAAACAACUGAUUCCGUCUCCUCACUGCGCCGCGGGAAUGGUUGGAACAAUCAACGCACCUAGUAGUGGUACUGGUUCUUUGAACGAUUUUUUGAACAAUGCGAAGCAAACGACCGAUUCCGGCCAAGGAAUCGGAGCUCUCGUAGGACAGGGUGCUUCAGCUUCAGCUGAUCCUGGACCUCUUCCGAGCGGUGUGACUCUGUUCGGGACCCCAGGCGCUACUGCUGUCAGCGCGGCUAGCAGUAGUACUGGGGCUGCUGCUUCCACGAGUGCAACCACAUCCGGAAAUGCAGCUUCCCAGAUGAAAUUCGAUCCGAAGAUUUUUGUCUUGCUCGCUGCCUUACUUCGGCACCUUCCAAGAGCCAUUCACCAAACAAAUACUACUCGUUCUCGCUUCUUAAAUACUGCGCAGAACUCGCAGAAAAAGAUCUAUGCGUCGCAGGCUCAGUCCGCAAAAAAAUCGGCAGCUGUGUCUUCGUCUUCGUCACCAUCAGCAUCUAGUUCGAAAACCAGUACAUCUAAGAGCCCCACGAUACAAGUAGGAGAGGAUGGUUCACCACAUAUACCGGAGCGACCGAAAAGCUGGCUGACGCACAAGGUCGAAACUUCGCCUACAGUCAGAUAUUGGUUCAUGAAAAUCACGGCUUUGCUCGGAUACCAUAGUCCAAAACAGCGCGCCGGACUCAGAACUUUCCUUCUAUACGAGCGUAUCUGUGCUGUUACACCCGAUGCAGAAAGAAGUUUUUGGCAGAAUGAAUGUGACUUGCCUCCCACAUUCCAGUCGUGGUUCAUUAUUACAAACCUACACUUCUGGAUGCUGACUGUCCGUCUCCGCGCCCUUCCUGAACCUCACGGUAGAUUCUACGUUCAAUUCCUCCUGGAUCACUUUUUUCUUGAUAUCGAAGACCGUAUACGUGCCAUUCUUCAACCAUCUAUCCCUCCCCGCGACCCAUACACGUUCUUCACCUCCUUUUACAUAAAUCCUAACAUUCCGAAAGACGGAAAGUUGAAGCGGGGCAGUCGAGCCCCAGAACGUCUAGUAACGCGACAGAUGAAAAUUUUCAAGGAACAGUGGAUGGGUAUGGGUAUGUGGUUUGAUUAUGGUCUGGUAACGAACGACAUGGAAUUGGCAAGUGCGGUCUGGAGGAACCUACUAGGUGCCCGCGGCUCCCAAGGGAUUGCCUAUCCCGAUUCCAACCCUCCCAAAUUCCGGAGGGGCGUCAACCUCGUUGGAGGUGCAGUAGAAAAUCCAGAAAAGAUUGAUCUUGAAAAGGAGCAGAGUCGCGAUGAUGGUUCCGGUGUGCAUGAUUAUCCCCCGGAUGAAAUCGACAAGUACGUUCGAUAUCCGGAGCUGAUGCUCGAUAUCGUAACAUACAUGCGUAGAGAGAUCUUGCGGUUGGAGAAAAUUAGCGAUGAGGAGAUUAUGGAAGGAGGCUUGGAAGCUUUGAAGUUUGGGCGUAUCAGACCCAACGUACCGAAAUCUCAAUAA